Messenger RNA from Vicia faba (fava bean), 357 nucleotides. The record is from the annotation of a GenBank genome assembly. Lineage: Eukaryota; Viridiplantae; Streptophyta; Magnoliopsida; Fabales; Fabaceae.
AUGAACGACGCGGCGAAAUUCUUCAUCUCCCUCACGAGAUCGGACGGCGCGGCUACUCAACCUUUCUUCUCCGAUCGAACAUCAACCUCCAGUGUCGAAGCUCCGCUCACCUCUGUCACGUUUCGUUCUCAUCUCUCUUGCGAUUCCGGAUUUAGCGCAACACUAAAUCGAUCGGUGAAACACGUAGGCUUACUUGCAAUGAUCCGAAAAAUGAAGAAGAGAAAACCAAAUAGGAGUUUCCACAGGUACGAAAUUGCUCAUGCCUUUCUUCUUGUUCUUGUGCUAUCUUUUCUUUCUUCUGCUUCUAAUUCUGCGAUUCUGAGAUUCUGUGCGUGUGUUGUUGAGGGUCGAAGAUGA